GAGUGUCCCCCGCGGUCGCCCAGCGCCCGCAAGCGGCAGCCUCUCCUUGCCCGGGUCUCCACGCCCGGCGCAGUCCUCCUCGGGCGGGCGCCUCCGCACCUCUGCGAGGCGGCACGGCCCUUGGGCCGGGAUGGAACGACCGGGAAGAGGAAGACAAGCCGGGGCAUUGAGCCCCUGCGCACGGGACCGCGCGUAGUGGGAGCUUGCGCGCAGUAGGCUCUCGCUCUUCUAAUCAAUGGAUAAAGUGGGGAAGAUGUGGAACAACUUGAAACACAGGUGCCAGGCUCUGUUCAGCCAUGAAGGAGGAAGCCGCAGCGAGACUGUGGACAUGAACUCCAGCAGGUGUCUGUCUGUCAGCGAGAAAAGCAUCCAUCUGGGCGAGCCCGCUCCCCAGCAACAGAGCAGUCCCUUAAGAGAAAAUGUUGCCUUACAGCUGGGACUGAGCCCUUCAAAGACCUUUUCAAGACGAAACCAGAACUGUGCCGCAGAGAUCCCUCAGGUUGUUGAGAUGAGCAUCGAGAAGGACAGUGACUCGUGUGCCACCCCAGGAACAAGGCUCGCACGAAGAGACUCCUACUCUCGACAUGCGCCAUGGGGGGGGAAGAAGAAACAUUCCUGCUCCACAAAGACCCAGAGCUCACUGGAUACUGAGAAGAAGUUUGGUAGAACUCGGAGCGGCCUUCAGAGGCGAGAGCGGCGCUAUGGUGUCAGCUCUAUGCAUGACAUGGACAGUGUAUCCAGCCGGGCAGUCGGGAGCCGCUCUCUGAGGCAGAGGCUCCAGGACACUGUGGGUUUGUGUUUCCCCAUGAGAACUUACAGCAAGCAGUCAAAGCCUCUGUUUUCCAAUAAGAGAAAAAUUCAUCUUUCUGAAUUAAUGCUGGAAAAAUGCCCUUUUCCUGCUGGCUCAGAUUUAGCACAAAAGUGGCAUUUGAUUAAACAGCAUACAGCUCCUGUGAGCCCACAUUCAACAUUUUUUGAUACAUUUGAUCCUUCACUGGUGUCUACAGAAGAUGAAGAGGAUAGGCUCCGAGAGAGAAGACGGCUUAGUAUCGAAGAAGGGGUGGACCCCCCUCCCAAUGCACAAAUACACACAUUUGAAGCUACUGCACAGGUCAAUCCAUUGUAUAAACUGGGACCAAAGUUAGCCCCUGGGAUGACGGAAGUAAGUGGAGAUGGUUCUGCAGUUCCACAAACGAAUUGUGACUCAGAAGAGGAUUCAACCACCCUGUGUCUGCAAUCACGGAGGCAGAAGCAGCGUCAGGUGUCUGGGGACAGCCACUCACACGUUAGCAGACAGGGAGCUUGGAAAGUUCAUACGCAGAUCGAUUACAUACACUGCCUUGUGCCAGAUUUGCUUCAGAUCACAGGGAAUCCCUGUUACUGGGGUGUGAUGGACCGGUACGAAGCAGAAGCCCUUCUGGAAGGGAAACCUGAAGGCACGUUUUUGCUCAGGGACUCUGCGCAGGAGGACUACCUCUUCUCCGUGAGCUUCCGCCGCUACAACAGAUCUCUGCACGCCCGAAUCGAACAGUGGAACCACAACUUUAGCUUCGAUGCCCACGACCCCUGUGUGUUCCACUCCUCCACUGUCACUGGGCUUCUAGAACACUAUAAAGACCCCAGCUCUUGCAUGUUUUUUGAACCAUUGCUUACGAUAUCACUGAAUAGGACUUUUCCUUUCAGCCUGCAGUAUAUCUGCCGGGCGGUGAUCUGCAGGUGCACUACCUAUGAUGGGAUCGGUGGGCUCCCUCUGCCGUCAGUGUUACAGGAUUUUUUAAAAGAGUAUCAUUAUAAACAGAAAGUUAGGGUUCGCUGGUUAGAGCGAGAACCAGUCAAGGCAAAGUAACCCCUGUCCCCAAAGGGCAUUACCUAGGUCUGUUCUCGUGUGCAUCAGACAGUACAGCCAUAGGAAGCACAGAGUCAGCUGCUAGGAGUUUUCACCCAGAAUGUGAGCUUAGUCGUUAGCCUCUAUCCAAUGGGGUCUUCUGUUACACAGACAAAGGUGCCUAGAAACAGCAGAUGGUUUGCAGGAGUCCGGGCUGGGAAACACAGCUAGUUAACAAGCAGUUUGGUUUUAAAUGGCUCUGACGACCGAGUGAGGCAUUUAAAUGGCUCUGGGGCAUUUGCUAUGAAGAGUUCUAUUUCUUACUGAAGAACAAAUUAUUAAUAUUGGAUGGGUAUUUCAACAGUGUGACUAAUGUUUGAAAUUAUUUUUUCUAAGAAUUUUUCUAUAACCUUCCAAAAGUAGUGAUGUUUGUAGUUAACUAUAAAUCAAGCUUUGAAAGUCCAAAACAAAUAAGUAAAGAAAAGACUGCCUGCCUUUUCGAGAAAAAAAAAAAAUGCGGUUUUUCUGGUCAUAGGGCAUUGUGCAGUGUCAAUGUGGUUUAUGGCUAGUCUCCUGUUCUCCUCAGAGAAAGAGACUCACAAGUAAACCAAGGUCUCUAAGAUGUUCUUAAAACUUCAGACCUAAAGGUUAGUGUAGAGUCUUGUUUCAAACCCUCAGUAUUCAUUGUGGUGAGUGCUGUAACUCCAAACAGGCACACAGUUGGAGUUUCAAGGGUUUUUUUUUUUUCUAAGUUGACAUGAGCAGUCCACACAUUGUUUCAUCAAAAUUGGAUCUUUUCCUGUGCCCUUGAGUUUGUGAACCUGGAGGGAAAUGAGACUAGAAGAUGCCCAAAUAUAUCAGAUAAUAGUGACUCCACUGGUUGCUGAUGUCAAGUUAUGUUAAACUAUAAUUAAUCAUUUGGACGGCAGUAUUUAUCUCUUUGUUGUAUGCUCAUAGCUGAAUUACUUAAGUACAAUUUAUAGCAUUUUAGUGCAGUUAAUUCUUCACAGAAAACCUAAAUUGCAGAUUUAAAAGGUACUGUACAACCAUGAUGUCUGUAAAUAACGUCACUUGGCACCUUUUGUCACUUAGAAUAGUAUGUAACACAAUUUGAGUGAACGCUUUGGGAAGUAUUGUCAGAUUCUAGUGUUGCUUCUCAGUGUUGGACUGAGUUCUCGGCUCUGUCCUAGACAUUUGCACUACAGUAACCAAGUCCAUUCUUGUUGUCUGUGACUGCUCUGUACCCGCUGGUGAGCACUCCUGGGGUCCACGCCAGCUGCUGCAAAGGCUAUUUUAUACCCCUCUGGCUAUCACCAGGGCUACUGAAAAGAAACGCUAUGUUUGUAUGCAGCACUGACCCUUUGACUGCUAGCGUCUGUCUCUGCUUGCUGUGCCUUGUUCUGGCUGCUUUCUUGUGCUAAUAAAGUAUGUUUGGUGUUCGCCUUGUAUAUCUGCUGCUUUAUACAUUUGCCACAGUUUCUCUUGUACAUGAAAUGGUUUGGGGUUUUAAAAUAAGCAUUACCUGGCAACUUGCUGUAGUUAAUGCAGACUCAUCUACAACCUAAUAUUGACCUGUCAGAAUAAGCUAAAUCUAAAGUGAAUGCUCUCUAGCGCUCUAACCUUAAUCCAUUCUGUGGAAGUGUCUGUAGUUAACUGCAAAUUGGUGUACAGUUUACGACAGAAAACCCAGGAGUGAGAAACCCUGGCGAUUUCUCUGUUGCUAGUAAAAGACUGGAGCUGGUGGUAGCAUUAGCAGAGGAACAUUAGUGCAUCCAGCUGCAUCAGAAACAGGUUACAUGAAGUCUGUGAACCGGGACACAGCACCAUUUAGCGGUUUAGGGACCAUUUUAAUUGAUGAUAAAUGCCCAAAAUGUGGACCUCUAACCAAAGACUUGUCCAUUUUAAUGCAAAACGGGGAUUGAAGGAACUUAGAUUUUUCUGUUACUUGUAGUAGAAAUCCCUGAGGAACAUAUACCAAAGUGUUUGAGAACUUCAUCCAAACCUACUUUCAAAGCAUAAUGUGCAAUUUAGUUGUCAUGACAUAAUCGUAUUGCAUAAUUGUUGGGUCUGUUUUCUUGAGCUUACACUGUACCUGGAAAGUAAACCUCUUGAGGAAAGAGCAGUCCAUGCUGAGUGUUGGAGAGAACUGUGAGCGAGUGACGCCGUGAAGAGCACGGAACUCGGAGAAAGACUUGACGGUUUUUCUAUGCGUGGAGCAAACUGAUGUUCUCACGAGAGUUUUAUAGAAAAUAUUAAUGCUUUUAUGUAUUUCAGAACUUCUGUGUUAUUAUGCAAAAUGUUUUAAGUGUAUGACUUGAGUUUGUGUAAGCAUGUGUUACACUGUGCUAAAAGGCACGUUUCAGUUUAUGUACAAUAUAAAUAUGCAACUUUGGGGUUAAAUUUUUUGUUAAAAUAUUAGUAACUUACAUUUAAAAAAAAAUCACCAGCAUGAAAGUACACCAAAGUCUUUCUUCACUGUUUAUUUUCUGAAUCCCAUUGUAGCCUUUUGACGACGUUCAUGUUUUUAUGUUGUGGGGAUGGCACAUUUUAUUCCAAAUCAAGAAAUGCUUCAGAAGGUGUACAUUUUUACAUGAAGGGAGUGGAUAUAAUUACAUUAAGGGGGAUGCUUCAGUUCAUGUCCUCAUUCUUCAUUCCCUUCUCCCUUCCCUUCCACCCUUCCUCCCCUCUCUCUGUGUAUACAGUAUACAUACUUACAUGCACUAUAAUAUGCAUUUAUACAGAUGCAUGUUUCAACACUUACAGUGGUGAUAUUUUAAACAAUGAUAUUGCCAUCUAAUUUAAGAUCGUUUAUUCUGUAGAUCCUGAGUAUUGUACCAUUCAGAUUUUGUUAUUUUCCAUAAAGUUUGGCCAUGGCACCGUUGUCUUUUCUAUAAUACAAUCACUUCCCAGAGAGAGAAUUUGUUAGUAUUUUAUUUUCUGGCUUGAAACAGUAAAAAAAAAAAAAAAAAAAUUAAAGAAAUAGUUGCUUUAAAUACAACUGUAAGUCAAAACUAAAUUUAUAGUCUUAGAUAAAAUAUUGAGCCCAAAUCAUCCUCUACAAACCCAUCUAUUCUUACAUCAUUAGACAUUUUGAUGGCUGACAGUAGCUGGAUAAAAAAUGUACUUGAAUUUUAAGCUUCAGUUUGGCCAAAUUCAAGGUUUAUAAUUUUUUUUAACAUUUUGUUAUGGUUGCUAUUCUCCUCUUAAAACUGCUUUGCUUCCUGGCACUGUCACUAGCCUGGUGAUGUUUUUUAUUAAGGCUGGCCCUAAAUCCUAUUUAUAGAAAAUAGCAAAACAACAACAACAAAAAAAAACUUUUGGGAGAGUCCUGGCCUUUGAGUGAGUCAGAACCAGAGCAGAUGCGGCUCUGAGAGUGUUCACCUAAGACCAGUCACACAGGCUUGUUCACGUACACCAUACUCCAGUGUGUGUCUUUGGAUUACGUCAAACAGUGAAAAUGUGCACACAGGCUGACUUGAUCCAGAGAAGGGAGAAUGUUAGGUACCAGAGAGAACUGGGAAUGGGGAGAGGGACGGGGAUAUCGCCAAUAUGAGAGGGUGGGGUUUUCUCCUACUGUAAGAGCAGCCAUGGAAGAGAAUGGAGAGUGCUCCAAGGAGUCCGGAGUGAGAUUUCUGUGGGAGGUGAUGGGUGGAUUGCAGGCAGCAUAGCGUCUGCCUUACCAAGGCUUGCGUCCGUUGAGGCAGGUGUUUUCAGGCCUGAGAAUCUUGACUAAAUACCUCAGCCAUUCUUUCAUCAGUGUUCACCGAUGGCUCGUGUACCAGUCGUCAUAAUGGGUAGAUAUCAAAAUACAAGGUAAACUACUGUCUUCUGGAGCUUCCUGCUUGUUAGCAGGGAAGACAGAGAAGAGAUAGAGUCUCAGAAACCAAGCAGGCUGAGGCAGAACUGAGAGGAGAGUCUGGUGUUUAUAGGAUCACUGAGGAAUAAUAACCUUGAAUGAUGGGAUAAAAAAUACCAAAGCAUCCUAGAUGAAGAGAAAAUAAAACCUAUUUUCCCAAAGCAGGAGUGAAUUCACAUGCAGAGAAAACAUCCACAAAUUGGCUGGGAAAAUGUAAGACACUGAAGUUGGCAAAAUCCUGACUAUUUAGGGCUAUACGCUUAAGGAAUUUAGAUUUUCUCUGGACAUGAGGGAUCCUGGGCAGGGGAGUUGGCAUGGUCUGCUUUCCAUUGCUUUGGUGGAUGGAGAACUGGCAGUGGGAAGAUGAGGAUUUUAUUAGGUUUGACUGAGGAACCCUGGGAGGCUUGGUGAUUGUGGCUGGAAGUCAGGGUGUAUUUUGGUGACAAAACAAUUUGGUGUUGGGAGAGGAAAUGACUCAGGCUUUGAUAGGAACGAGGACGAUGACACCGUUGGC
Molecule: messenger RNA, 6195 nt
Organism: Myodes glareolus (Bank vole)
Lineage: Eukaryota; Metazoa; Chordata; Mammalia; Rodentia; Cricetidae
Gene: Socs5
Product: suppressor of cytokine signaling 5
Biological process (GO): phosphatidylinositol phosphate biosynthetic process; intracellular signal transduction
Cellular component (GO): phosphatidylinositol 3-kinase complex
Molecular function (GO): 1-phosphatidylinositol-3-kinase regulator activity
Source: RefSeq, a predicted model, not a curated record